GAGACAAAGAAAGGGCGGCUCCUCGGGACGAUCCGCGCCGCUUCUCCCGCGCCGCUCCCAGCGCCCCUGCCCCUAGUGCCCGGCGUUGGUAGCUCCUGCUUGGUGAUGGGACCCCUGAGGCCUGCUGCCCCCCUAGGCAGGGUGCUCUGGGCUCUCCUCCUGGCACCGCUGGGCCGGGCCACCAGCCUCCCUCGGGGGGGAGAUGCCAUCUGCACAGCCCAGCCCCUGGCCAGGUACCGCGUCACCUUCACAGGGAAGUGGAGCCAGGCCACCUUCCCCAAGCAGUACCCCCUGUUCCGGCCCCCUGCCCAGUGGUCCUCCCUGCUGGGGGCCACCCACAGCUCCGACUACAGCAUGUGGAAAAAGGAUGAGUACGUCAGCAACGGGCUGAGGGACUUUGCAGAGAAGGGUGAGGCCUGGGCCCUGAUGAGGGAGAUCGAGGCAGCUGGAGAGAAAAUCCAGAGCGUGCACGGGGUGUUCUCCGCCCCCGCCGUCCCCAGCGGCACCGGGCAGACCUCCACGGAGAUGGAGGCCCACUACCGGCACUCGCUGGUGUCCUUCGUGGUGCGCAUCGUCCCCAGCCCUGACUGGUUCGUGGGGGUCGACAGCUUGGACCUGUGCGAAGGGGACCGCUGGAAGGACGAGGCGGCCCUGGACCUUCACCCUUACGACGCGGGGACCGACAGUGGUUUCACCUUCUCUUCCCCCAACUUUGCGACCAUCCCACAGGCCCCGGUGACUGAGAUAACGUCUUCCUCUCCAAGCCACCCAGCAAACUCCUUCUACUACCCCCGGCUGAAGUCCCUGCCCCCCAUCGCCAGAGUGACGCUGGUGCGGCUCCGGCAGAGCCCCCGAGCCUUCGUGCCCCCCACCCUGGACCUGGGUGGCAGGGACAACGAGAUCAACACCCUUCCAGUUCUAGAAACGCCGCUGGACUGCGAGGUCUCGCUGUGGUCGCCCUGGGGGCUGUGCGGAGGGCCGUGCGGGAAGCUGGGCGCCAAGCGCAGGACCCGCUACGUCCGCGUGCAGCCGGCCAACGCGGGGACCCCCUGCCCGGAGCUCCAAGAGGAGGCGGAGUGCUUCCCGGAUAACUGCGUCUAAGACGAGCAGCGGGUCUGGGUCACACGCGGCUGUGGCCGGCGGCGCGAGGUGGUUUGGUUGUCUUCUGCUCGCAGCGACCUUCCUGACCCCGAGGCAGGGCCGGGGGCCGGGGUCCGGGCCGACCCUCUGCACGGGAGCGCGGCGCCCUUUGGGCGGCCCCCUCCGCCCGCGUCUCUGCUUCAGACCCGGUGGUCCUGGUGGCUCCACCCGUGUCCGCCCUGGAGGGCCCUGCGGCGUGCGCCACUGGCCGGGAGGUGGCCUUCCGUGAGCGCCCACGCCGAGGUCCUCAUGCACUGCAGGCGCCCGGGAGCACCCGCCCUCCCCCGCUCCCGCCCCGCGGGCCUCUGGGCGCGCCCCGCUCUGGCGGCCGGGGAGGGUGCGGCGGGCGGAGGAGCCGGGGGGCCCUGG
Messenger RNA from Choloepus didactylus (southern two-toed sloth), 1509 nucleotides. RefSeq names its product spondin 2 (gene SPON2). NCBI's taxonomy places the organism in Eukaryota, Metazoa, Chordata, Mammalia, Pilosa, Megalonychidae. Gene Ontology annotation, biological process: cell adhesion. Gene Ontology annotation, cellular component: extracellular matrix. The record is from RefSeq and is a predicted model, not a curated record. The transcript has 7 exons. The coding region runs from base 106 to 1101 and encodes 331 amino acids.